CCUUGAUGUGCUACGAAUGUAACGACUUUGAGGGCCCUCUGACGUGCAGCAACCAGUCCGUGAGAAUGCUGGAAGAGUGCGAUGAGACACUGACCUCAGUGGUGGAGAGCCACCAUCCCGUCUGCGUAUGGUUUAACGGAGCGGAAAGUGAAGAGGAACAAUGCUCUGGUGGUGGUAGUGGCUUCUUAGACGACAUCCAGGAGGAAAAACGGGGUCAGUUUAAGUUCUGCGGCUUCACCGACGACCCACCGGCAACCGGCCGUGCGUGCUGCCUCCCGCAUACCAACACCGACAACCAGCAGGGUACGCUCUGCUUGUGCACAACCGACGGCUGCAACGGAGGCCACGACUCGAACUUUCAGGAGUUUUUUCAGAAAGCAGAUAAGCAGGAGGCAUGCGCUACUAGUGACGGCCUAGACUCCUCGCAGCCGUUGCCGCGUCUGAUAGUCGUGCAUUUUCUUUUGUUGAUUAUCUUGCACUGAAAAUUGUUUCUCCUUUUACGUAAAUUACGAGAAAUCCGCUUUGUACAUGCGAAUGCACAUUUAAA
This is a messenger RNA of Patiria miniata (bat star), 547 nucleotides long. RefSeq lists its product as uncharacterized. Bases 6 to 482 code for a protein of 158 amino acids. The transcript has 2 exons. The record is from RefSeq and is a predicted model, not a curated record. Lineage: Eukaryota; Metazoa; Echinodermata; Asteroidea; Valvatida; Asterinidae.